Mobula hypostoma (lesser devil ray) is the source of this 3419-nucleotide messenger RNA. RefSeq names its product zinc finger protein 420-like. Bases 844 to 2484 code for a protein of 546 amino acids. Gene Ontology annotation, biological process: regulation of transcription by RNA polymerase II. The record is from RefSeq and is a predicted model, not a curated record. Gene Ontology annotation, molecular function: RNA polymerase II cis-regulatory region sequence-specific DNA binding; DNA-binding transcription factor activity, RNA polymerase II-specific. The transcript has 2 exons. Lineage: Eukaryota; Metazoa; Chordata; Chondrichthyes; Myliobatiformes; Myliobatidae.
CAGGCGUCUAGAGGGAUUGGCAGCAGGUUAGAAAUGACAAAGAAAUUGUAUACACGAAUCACAAAUGCAACAACACAUCAGUUCUAAGGUCUCUGUCUGGAUAUUUAAGGAGUGACCAAAUAUUUCCUUUGUAACACCAAUUUAUCUGUUGGCCCUUGUAGAUGAAGAAAUAUCUCAACCACAGCUGGAAGCAUGCUUUGUGUCUGAAAUGAAGUUUUUUGUUGUAACUCAGUGAAAUCCAUUGGAACCCAGGUGCUGACACACCAGCAUAUGUUCACUGAAGAUCAGUUCUUCAACUGCAUUGACUGUGACACGGAUUUACUGUGACAUCUGACUUGAUGACUUGCCAGUUAAUUGAUAGAAGGGAGGUAUCAUUCUCCUUUUCUCAGUGUGAUAAGGGAUUCUCUUACUCAACUGACCCACAAAGACACCAGUGAGCUCAAAGGGGGAAGAGGCCAGUCGCCUGCUCUUUGUCUGGGAUAAGACCUACUCAGUCAUCCAGCCUGAAGAUACAUCAGCAAGUUCACACCACAGUGAGAUGGUUUACAUGUUCUGUUUGUGGAAAGCAAUUCAUUCUGUCAUCCAAGCUGACAAUAUAUCAGAAAAUUUACAGCAGUGAGAGGCCGUUCAAUUACUCUGUGUGUAGGAAGAGGUUCACUCACUCAGCUGAUCUGCAGAGACACGAGCGAUUUGACAAGGGAGAGAGACUGUUCAACAGUUCUAAGUAGGAAGAGGUUCACUCGGUCAUCAGAUCUGUUGACCCACAAGCAAGAUCACACUGGGGAGAGGCAGUUCACCUGCUCAGAAGCUUGGAAAGGAUUCACUUAGUCAUCUGAGCGAUUGAUGCACCAGUCAGUUCACACUGGGGAGAUGCAAUUUAUCUGCUCAGACUGUGGGAAGGGAUUUACUCAGUCAUCCCACCUACAGACACAUCAAAGAGCUCACACUGGUGAGAAGCCAUUCACCUGCUCAGACUGUGGGAAGGGAUUCACUCGAUUGUCUCACCUACAGGCACACCAAUCUGUUCACACUGGGGAGUGGCCAUUCCUCUGCUCAGAGUGUGGGAAGGGAUUCACUCGAUCGUCUGACCUACUGGCACACCAAUCAGUGCACACUGGGGAGACACCGUUCAGCUGCUCAGAAUGUGGGAAGGGAUUCACUCAGUCAUCUCAACUGAAGGUACAUCAGCGAGUUCACACUGGGGAGAGGCCAUUCACCUGCCCAAACUGUGGGAAGGGAUUCACUCGAUCAUCUCACCUACAGGCACACCAGACAAUUCACACUGGGGAGAAGCCAUUUACCUGCUUAGACUGUGGGAAGGGAUUCACACGAUCAUCUGAUCUUUUGGCACACCAGUCCAUUCACACUGGGGAGGCACCAUUCAGCUGCUCAUACUGUGGGAAGGGAUUCACUCAGUCAUCGCAACUGAAGGUACAUCAGCGAGUUCACACUGGGGAGAGACCAUUCAUCUGCUCAGACUGUGGGAAGGGAUUCACUCGGUCAUCUCACCUUCUAGCACAUCUGCGAGUUCACACUGGGGAAAAACCAUUCACCUGCACAGACUGUGGGAAGGCGUUCACUCAGUCAUCUCAACUGAAGCUACAUCAGCGAGUUCACACUGGGGAGAGACCGUUCACUUGCUCAGACUGUGGGAAAGGAUUCACUCAGUCAUCUUCCCUACUGGCACACCAGCGAGUUCACACUGGCGACAGGCCAUUCACCUGCUCAGACUGUGGGAAAGGAUUCACUCGAUCAUCUGACCUAUUGACACACCAGUCAGUUCACACUGGAGAGAGGCCAUUCACAUGCUCAGAUUGUGGGAAGGGAUUCACUCGAUCAUCUCAUCUACAAGCACACCAGUCAGUUCACAGUGGGGAGACACCGUUCACCUGCUGUUACUGUGGUAAGGGAUUUACUCAGUCAUCUCAACUGAAGCUGCAUCAGCGAGUUCACACUGGGGAGAGGACAUUCACCUGCUCAGAAUGUGGGAAAGAAUUCACUCGGUCAUCUCACUUACUGGCACACCAGCGAGUUCACACUGGGGAGAAACCAUUCACCUGCUUAGACUGUGGGAAGGGAUUCACUCAGUCAUCUCAACUGAAGGUGCAUCAGCGAGUUCACACUGGGGAGAGGCCAUUCAGCUGCUCAGAUUGUGGGAAGGAAUUCACUCGGUUAUCCCACCUACAGGCACACCAGCGAGUUCACACUGGGGAGAGGCCGUUUACCUGCUCAGUCUGUGGGAAGGGAUUUACGCAGUCAUCUUCCCUACUGGCACACCAGCGAGUUCACACUGGGGAGAGGCCGUUCAUCUGCUCAGACUGUGGGAAGGCAUUCACUCAGUCAUCGCAACUGAAAGUACAUCAGCGAGUUCACACUGGAGAGAGGCCAUUCAUCUGCUUUGAAUGUGGGAAGAGAUUCACUCAGUCAUCUUCCCUAUUGGCACACCAGCGUGUUCACAUUGGGGAGAAACCUUUCAACUACUGAGAAUGUGGGAAGGAAUUCACUUGCGUCAACUUAACUGAAACUACAUUAACAAGUUCACACUGGGGAGCGGACAUUCACUGCUCGGCCUGUGGAAAUGGAUUCAGUCGAUCAUCUGACAUAAAGACACACCUGUGAGUUCAUGCUGUUCCGUGUGUGGGAAGGGAUGCAUUGAACCAUAUUCUCAACUGGCACACCAGUGUGUUCAGACUAUGAAGAAACCAUUGUGGUAAGGGUUUUCGUUGGUCAUUUCGAUUGAAGGAACAUCAGUGGGUUUGUGCUGGAGAGGCCCUGAAUAUGGGAAGGGAUUCACUCCAUUUUCCCAUCUUAUGAUACACUAUCGAGUUGACACUGGGGAAAGAGCUGAAUAUGCUGCAUGUUGGAUAUUUGACCAUCACAGUUACUUAGUCCAGGGGCAAGUUCAAAAGUGACUGUUGGUGUCGAACUCUUCAAUUAUUGUUGCUGCUCACCACACCCAGUUCUGCACCCUGGUCACUGGGACUGGGAGGAGUUUCUUCUGCUGCUGUUCACCUUUAAUGGGACUGUAGUUUCAUACUCAGGAUCAGUGACAAAUAAAUCAGUUCUAUUUUAAACUUUAUCUCAGGGACUUAGUGAAACUACAUCACAUCCAGUGUACAUAAAGGAGGUAACUCAGCCGAGCUGCUCCACGCCAGUAUUUCUGUUCCACACCAGUCCUCUGAAAUUGGGCCCUAGCUAUGCCUGCCUUUUUGUUGGCUUUGUGGAACAAUCUAUGUUCCGUGCCUAUUCUGGUAUCUGUCCCCCACUUUUCCUUCGCUACAUCGACGACUGCUUUGGCGCUGCUUCCUGCACGCAUGCAGAGCUCGUUGACUUUAUUAACUUUGCCUCCAACUUUCACCCUGCCCUCAAGUUUACCUGGUCCAUUUCCGACACCUCCCUCCCCUUUCUAGAUCUUUCUG